Messenger RNA from Macrosiphum euphorbiae (potato aphid), 765 nucleotides. Lineage: Eukaryota; Metazoa; Arthropoda; Insecta; Hemiptera; Aphididae. The record is from the annotation of a GenBank genome assembly.
AUGAGGCGAUUUGUGCAUUUAAUUAAUGUAGUACCAUUGUUGCUAAAAGUCCAAAAACCAAUUGCUACUAGUUCCAAACUGUUUCCUAAAGUGAAACAUCGGCCUUUUUUUAUAUCAAAUCGUUCUAUGUUUAUACAAACUCAAGAUACUCCUAAUCCAAAUAGUGUUAAGUUUUUACCUGGUGUUCAGGUGUUGGAAAAAGGUCAUACAAUGGAUUUUCCUAAUGCUACAGCAGCGUACUGCAGUCCUUUAGCUAAAGUUUUGUUUCGUAUUGAAGGGGUAAAAAGUGUCUUUUUUGGUUCGGAUUAUAUUACUUUAACAAAAGCAGACGAUGAUAUAGAAUGGAUGGUUCUUAAACCUGAAAUAUAUGCUACCAUUAUGGAUUUUUUUGCAAGUGGUUUACCUAUAUUAACUGAUGCUAAACCAACUAGUGAUACUCAAAUUCAUGAAGAUGAUAAUGAAACUGUGAUGAUGAUUAAAGAACUUCUUGAUAGCAGAAUUAGACCAACUGUACAAGAAGAUGGUGGUGAUAUUCUUUUUAUAGGAUAUGAUGCAGGAAUCGUCAAGUUGAAAUUACAAGGAUCUUGUACUAGCUGUCCAAGUUCAGUAGUUACCCUAAAAGGUGGAGUUCAAAACAUGCUUCAAUUUUAUAUACCUGAGGUGAUAGCUGUCGAACAAGUUGAAGAUGAAAUUGAAAUACGAACAAAAGUUGAAUUUGAAAAAUUUGAAAAGAAGUUGGAAGAAACUGAUGAAAAAAUAAAAUAA